Messenger RNA from Symphalangus syndactylus (siamang), 6609 nucleotides. Its product is annotated as histidine-rich glycoprotein-like. The record is from RefSeq and is a predicted model, not a curated record. NCBI's taxonomy places the organism in Eukaryota, Metazoa, Chordata, Mammalia, Primates, Hylobatidae.
CUGGCCCCUGAGAUUCCUGGAUCUGAAACCAGAAGUGACAUUCAGAAUCUCAGCUCCAGCUGCAGUUCAUGUUCCUAGACCACACCUCUGUCCAGACUCACAUGCAACUCAGAUCUGUGGACUGGGCGGCCACCAAAGCCACCAACUUCCCGCAAGCACACCCUCAAACCUGCCCUCCCUUCUUGAGAAAAAAGAGAUAUCGCUGCUGUAGCCUCAGCCCCUCUCACCUGCUCAAGUACUGGCUCCUGCAAUUUCCCUCCCCAAUGGAGUGUUCCCAUCAGUAGCCAACUGGCUCUAAUUCCUCUCAUCUUAAAAAACAGGACUUCCACUUCUGGGAAGAUGGAGCAGACAUACUCUGCCAUAUUGUUCCCACUAAGUGGAAUUAACAUACUGAAAAUUAUUCAUAAAGCAAACAUAGAAUGACUCUUAAAGGUGGAGAAAAUAGGACAGACUAGCUAGGACCCCAGGAUAUAAGGUGCGUUUCCGGGGUUUUCUUCUUGCCUCCUAUAUCCCACAUUUGGAGCUGAUGAAGCCUAAAACUUGGAAAUGCCCAAGGGGCACAGACGACAAAAAAAAAGCACCAGCAAAAGCCAGCUCUCCCUAACCAAGGCAGACUAGCAGGACAGGGAGCUCUCAGACAACCCACAGAAAAUGCUGGCUCCAUCUCCAUCCCUCCCUUCCAGCAAAGACCCAGAGGAGCACCUAGACUGCAAUGAGGCAUCCAAAUCCCUCACCCUCCAUGGGGUGCUGUCAGAGAAAGCCAAGUAGGAGAUGGAACGUUCCUCCUCAGCAGGGGUUAUCAUGGCCCCCCCAGCCCCAGCCCACCUCUGCGGUACUAGUGAAGACCACACGGGACACCUUGACGUCCAUUUACACAGGCAGUAGGGGCACCCCCUGCUGCUAGGGAGCUGUCAGAAGGGCCUUGUGGAGUCAGGACUUUUACCCCCAUCCAGCAGUCAUGAAGCCGCCCACCCACACACACUGUGCAGAAACCACGUGGAGAACAAGAACAAGGCACUUCUAACCCUCCCAGCCAGGAAAGUUCCCUUGAGGCAUGGUGGGAAGCCAGACCUGCCACCCCAGCCCAGCAGUAAGGAGAACACGCUACCAUAUGUCAACAGAGGCCAAGUGGGGAACGCAGACUUCUGCACUCACCAGCAACAAGACAGCAGCCCUCCUCCUUCCCUGACAGCCAACGCAGAAUGCUUAACUGAGAUCCAAGGUCCCAUGCCGAAAGGCCAAAAAUGGCCAGUUUUCAACAGAAACUCACUCGACAUACUAAGAACCAGGAAGAGCACAAAUUUCUUAGAUGCUGUGAUGGUUAAUGUUGUGUCAACUUAGCUGGGCCACGGGAUACUCAGAUACUUGGUCAAGUACACUUGAUGGUACCUUGCAGAUACUUCUACAAAGGUGCUCUGAGAUAAGAUUAUCACUUUAAUCCAGAGUGAAGACCACUGCUCUCUGUAAUGUAGGUGGACCUCAUUCAACCCACAUUCAAGACCAACCCUCCCCUGGGUAAGGGAAAAGUCUCCAGCAGGUGCCUCUGGAUUUCACCUCUGCCGGCCACCGCCAUCGGGAACUGCACCAUCAGCUCUCCAUGUGCGGACAGCACCCAAGCCCGCCAGGCAGAACCACAGAUGUGGACGUGCCAGCCUCUGUGAUCACAUGAGCCAGUUCCUCAUGAUAAAUCUCCCUCUACACACACACACACCACACACAUGCACCACACAUGACACACACAUGCAUACACCACACACACACACACGCACACCACACAUACCAGACACACAUACACCAUACACAAACACUGGACACACAAGCGCACACACCACACACACGCACAUCACACACACAAACACCAAACACACACACUACACACCUACACACACACCAUAUGUAUACCACACACACCACAAAGGACACGCAAGCACACACACCAGACACACACACGCACCACACACCACACACACCACACACAUGCAUACAUACACCACACACACACACCACACAUACCAGACACACAUACACCAUACACACACACUGGACACACAAGUGCACACACCACACAUAUGCACGCCACACACACCAACACCAAACACACACACACUACACACACACUAUACAUACACCACACACAUCAGACACACAUACACCACACACACAGGACACACAAGUGCACACACCAGACACACGCACCACACACCACACACAUGCAUACAUACACCACACACACACACACACCACACAUACCAGACACACAUACACCAUACACACACACUGGUCACACAAGCACACACACCACAAACACCAAACACACACACUACACGCACACCAUAUGUACACCACACACACCACACACAAAGGACAUGCAAGCACACACACCAGACACACACCUGCACCACACACCACACACACACACCCACACCACACACACAUCACACACGCCAGAUGUGCACACACCACACACAUCACAGAUACACCACACACACACACUGGACACACAGCCACCACACACAUGCACACACCAAACACACCACACACACACCACACACACUACACACAUACUUCACAUCCACACACACACCACACACAUGUAUACACCACACACACAACACACAUACACACACCAAACACCAGACACACACCACACACAUGCAUGCCACAGACCAGACACAAACACACCACAGACACACCACAGACACACCACAAACACACGCACACCACACACAUCACACACACCACACAUAAUAGACACAAAUACACCACAUACACACACUAGACACAAGUGCACACACCACACACACACCACACACACACACCACACACAUACCACAUACAGGCACACACCACAUACACCACACAUACUACACAUACCACAUACACCACACACACUACACACACCACAUACACCACACACACACCAGACACACACACACCAGACACACACACAUGCACACCACGCACACCAGACACAACACACAACACACACACACCAAAUACCUUUCUACAAAGGUGGUGUUUUUUUAUUCUGGGCAUGUCCUUAACCUUGCCAAAAUAAAAUUCUGAAUUGAUUGAGACUUGUCUCUGAUAACUUUUUGGAUUACAGAACCAAAGGGAAAAUUUAGAGCUAAAAAAAAAAAUCAAAAAUCUCAAUGAAAAUGCAUAACAAGAGAAUGGAGGGGAUGUGGAAGGAAUCCGUGAACAGUAAGAAAAUAAAGAACAAUAGAAUUAUCCAUUCUGAUAAGCAGAGAAAAGUGAACCUCAAAAACCCAUGGGACUAUAACAAAUGAUCUAAUAUUCGUGUCAUCAGAGCAUCAAAGACAGGUGAAAAAGGACAAAACUGACAGUAUUUAAAGAAAUACGGCCAGGCGUGGUGGCUCACACCUGUAAUCCCAGCACUUCGGGAGGCCGAGGCAGGCAGAUCACCUGAGGUCAGGAGUGCGAGACCGGCCUGGCCAACAUGGCGAAACCCUGUCUCUACUAAAAAUACAAACGUUAGCCAGGCAUGGUGGUGCAUGCCUGUAAUCCCAGCUACUCCGCAGCCUGAGGCAGGAAAAUCACUUGAGCCUGGGAGGCAGAGUUUGCAGUGAGCCAAGAUUGUGCCACUGCACUCCAGCCUGGGUAACAGAGCGAAACUCUGUCUCAAAAAAAAAAAAAAAAAAGAAUGCUGAAAACUUCUCAACUUUAGCAAGAGACACAAACAUACAGCUUUAAGAAGCUCAGCAAACCCCAGACAAACACAUUAUAGCCACACUUCUGAAAACUAAAGACAAAGAAAAAAUCUUGAAUGCAGCAGAAAAAAAUGAUACCUUACCUAUAUGGGGAAAACAAUUCAAAUGGUUUCUCAUCAGAAACCAUGGAGGCCAGAAGGAAGUGGCAUAAUAUUUUUCAGGUGCUGAAAGAAAAGAACUGUCAACCCAGACACCUAUACCCACCAAGAAUAUCUUUUGGGAAAUCAAGACUUUCUCAAAUGAAAAACUAGGGAAACCAGGAGAAUUUGUCACCAGCAGAACUCUCCUAAGAAAAAAUGAAUAAUGAAAGUUCUCUAAACAGAAAGGAAAUAAGUAAAAAUUGAAUCACUAUUAGGAAGGAAGGAAGAAAAAUGGAAAGUGUAAAAAUAUAGGUAACUGGAUUUCUUUCUCCUUUUGAGUUUUCUAAAUUAUGUUUGACAGAUGAAGCAAAAAUUAUAGUACUAUUGAGGCAGAAUAGGUUCUGGAGGCAGGGACCCCAAGGCCGAUUUGUGCUGACUUCCUAGAACUGAAUCAAAAGGAAAACACCACUCCACACCCAAGUGAAAAAAGAACAGCGGCUACUCAAUUUGCGGCCCACCCCCCUUCCACUGUGUCACAGACGAAAAACUGGAAAGUACCUCUGAUUGGUCACCUCCCACAACCAAUCAGGCUGGUCAUGGGCCAAGUCUUCAUUAGCAUAGGGUUUAACUUUAUAACUUCACUUCAGCCUUUGAUUGGUCACCUCCUGCAACCAAUCAGACUGGUAGCAGGUCCAGUCUUCAUUUACAUAGAGUGUAACCAAGUAACCAAUGGGAAACCUCUAGAGGGUAUUUAAACUCCAGAAAAUUCUGUAACUAACACUCUUGAGCAACUUGCUUGAGCCCACUCCCACUCUGUGGAGCAUACUUUCAAUAAGUCUGUGCUUUCGUUGACUCAUUCUUUUGUUGUUUUGUGCAUUUUGUCCAAUUCUUUGUUCACAAUGCCAAGAACCUGGAUGACUCAUAGUCAAGACCCUCCCCUGGUAACAUAUUUUGAUGAGCCAGCCAGGAGGCAAGCCCAAAGUUUGGGAGUUAUUUUUCUUCUUAUUUUCCCUUUUCCUCUCUGUUGCAUACAGGGGAAGCAUUUUCUAUCUCUCUUUCCAACUCAGGACACUUGACAGAGAGCACCUAAGCACGGAGGCAACUGCAGCUCUCUGGCUGGGGCCACUCUAUGGAGAGACUGAAAGACCACUGUGGGCAACUCUCCAUCCAUUCCAUCUGAUUCCCUGCUUGGCUGCAUCCUCAACCACUGGAAUCAAUUGAACCCUGACAAUCUAAGGAGAAAACAUCUGAUUUUCUACUAUAAUACUGUAUAGCCCCAAUAUCAGCCGGACAGCCAGGAAUAAUUGGUGGUCAUUGGAAGUCUUAAUUACAACACCAUCCUGCAAUUAGACCUGUUUUGCAAAAGGCAGGGUAAAUUGUCAGAAAUCCCACACGUACAGGUCUUCAUAGCCCUAUACCAAAACCCAACAAUCUGCAAAAGUCCUGGAACCUGCCCUGAAAAGGAACGUCUUAAGGCAGAACUAGAUAUUGUAGAUGAUCCCCUUUUACAAAGGCCACCUGUCUCUCAGAGGGAAGUGCAACCACCCCUGUAUAACUCCUUGCCAAGUGCUCCUGAGGCUCAAAUCCAAGAGCAAAAUUCGGGGGUCCAGCUAAGUCCUCCUCACAUUUGGAGAGGAACAAUCUAUUCAACUCCCCCUCCAGCCCUGCUACCCCUUAGGGAAGUAGCAGGAGCUGAGGGGCCAGUCCUAGUGCAGUCCCCCUUUUCUAUAACUGAUAUAAAACAACAUACAAAAAAGCUAGGAAGCUAUUCUGAGAACCCUAGGAAUUUGGAUAUGGGUCCCAAACUUUGACCUUAGCCUUUGAUCUCUCAGGGGAGAUGUUCAAUUCAUUCUAGCAACCUAUUGCAGCCCCUUGGAAAAGAAACAAAUAUUUGAGGCCACCCACCAGGAAGCAGAUGACUUAUUUCCUUGAAACUCUCAGGGCAAUCACUUAGGCCCAGACACAGUCUCCAUUACUGAUCCUAAUUGGGACUAUAACACACCCGAGGGAAUGAACCACCAGGCUAAGUUUCUUGAGGCUCUCCUUGGAGGAAGAGAAAGAGAAUAAGGCAGUAAAUUAUGAUAAGGUAAAGGAGGUUACACUGGGCAAGAAGGAAAAUCCAGCCAUGUUUCAUGGCAGGCUGGAGGAAGCCUUUAAAAAAUAUACUAAUCCAAUCUGCCCCAGACAUUAGAUGUAAGCUCCAAAAGCUACAGAUGGGCCCACAAACUAAUCAAAAUCAGCUUCUUGAUAUUGCUUUCAUGAUGUAUAACAACCAUGAAGGAAGGAAAAGGGGAACAGAGUAAAGAAAAAUGGCAAACAAAAAUUAUGACAGCCAUCACUGCCCAAAGAGCACUCAAAGGAAACCCAAAGGGCCAUAGGACAAUGCCAGUCUGUAGAGCAUACAAGAUUUGUUAGUACUAACAGAUACCUGUAGGGAGCUGAAGGCCUGAGACAUGACCAACUCAGUAUUCCACUGGAGGCUAUAUGAUCAAACAGCAAACUGUUUAUCAUGAAAGCAGGAUGUGGACAAACUCACGACUGUGCCUGCCACCAGGAGGUUUGCUGAGGGCAAUCACUCCCUGGCGCCGUGCUCAUUGCAGUUACCUACUGAGACAUCUAGAGCCUAUUGUUCAAAGAAUGUGGUCUUGCAAGCCUGCUGUGAAUCAAACUGCCUGCUGACAACCACCCCCUCUUCUUUUCGCUAUCUCUUUUGCCUAAUAAAUACAGAGGGGUGUGUAAAGCUCAGGGCCCUUGUUCACUAGAAGCAAGGAGCCCCCUGACCCCUUCUUCCAAAUAUA